AUGGUAGCAAAACACCCUGGGAUAAACACUGAGGAUUCCUCAGAGGAUGAUCUGGAUUUGGAGCUAAAGCAGCUCAGACGAGAAGAGGUACAGGAGGAAUACCAUCCCAUGACUAGCCGCAAUUUCUUCAUCAUUUUCCUGGAGUUCCCAACUUCGCAGGCAAGCGUCCAUAAAAGGAGGGCACGGAGAGACGUAGAAACAGCGCUGACUGCAGUCUUGCUUACGGAGAAAGGAGUGUCCCCGCUCUUCUCCCGGCAGGACGCGCCGAUCAGCCGCCUUGCCGGUGUGUGUGGCUAUUUUAAGGAGUGCACUCGGAUUCAGAACAUUGUUUGUGCACGGUGCUGUAAAAGCCAGCUCGAUUCAUGGUAUACGCUGCUGUCCGGAGACUUGCCUGGAUGGUCGGCAGCAGAGCCCUCGGCGGUGCCCGGCGGGGGACGCGGUGCCGACGCGGGGGUCAGCGGGCUGCAGCCCGGCAGCGGGGCCAUGUUCUACUUCCACUGCCCCCCGCAGCUCGAGGGCACUGCCCCCUUCGGAGCGCACUCCGCCGGCGACUUCGACGACGGGUUCCUGCGCAGGAAGCAGCGUCGUAACCGCACCACCUUCACACUGCAGCAGCUCGAAGCACUGGAAGCUGUUUUUGCUCAAACCCAUUACCCCGAUGUGUUCACUCGGGAAGAACUGGCGAUGAAAAUCAACCUGACAGAGGCCCGGGUGCAGGUGUGGUUCCAGAAUCGAAGAGCUAAAUGGAGGAAAACAGAGAGGGGGGCUUCUGACCAAGAGGGCUCUAAGGAAGCAAUGGCAGAGGUGGCACCUCCUGUCAGGAACUUAAAUUCCCCUUCUCCAGCUGAUCAAACCAGGAAUAAAAAGGAGAGCCUGGAGAUCCAGCAGAGCCUGAGUCGAGCAGUCGGUCCUGCAGGACCCUUCUUCCCCUCCUGCCUGCCUGGGACUCUUCUCAACACGGCCACCUAUGCACAAGCUUUAUCCCAUGUUGCCUCUCUCAAAGGGAGUCCACUGUGCUCAUGCUGCGUUCCAGACCCCAUGGGCCUGUCCUUCCUGCCUACGUACGGCUGCCAAAGCAACCGCACUGCCAGUGUGGCUGCACUGCGCAUGAAGGCCAGGGAGCACUCAGAGGCCGUGCUGCAGUCUGCCAACCUCCUGCCCACCGCCAGCAGCCCCACUCCUCCUGCCAAACCCAGCCCAGAGAGCAGCCAGGACAAGCAGCCCUCUCCAGCCAAGGAGCACAUGGAAGGAGAGAAGAGUGUAUGAGGCCAGACUGUCACUGGCCCCACAGCCUUGGAGCCAAGACCAGACACCGGGGCUUUGCCAUCAAUGGAACUUCAGAGUGGCCGUGCCACAGUAGCACAUCAAAGGGCCACCAGGGACCUGGCAAGUCUAAGUGACCACUCUGGCUGCCUUUCACACACCUUUGCUUCUUUUGCACUGCUGUAGGUUCAUUCUCCUGAUUUAUUGGCACAAUCUGUGUUUGGAAACAUUUGUGAAACUGUUUUUAGCUCCCCUUCCACAUCCCAGAGAUGCCAAAAUGCCCCCCCUUGAUCCUGCACACCCCAGCCAUGCUUCCCAAGGCUGCAUUUCUCAGCAGUAGUAGGGCCAACCCCAGCUGUCCCUGGGACUUCAAUCACUUCCACCUGAUUCUGACCUUCCCAAGAAUAAGAGUUACCAUGUGGGGAGCAGGGCUGCUCCCUGGGGAUCACCACCACUGCCAGUCCUUCAUUCUACAUGGCUGCCAGGUAUAGGGUCUGGGGCAGGAGAGGCCUCCAGGCAUCAUUUACCCACAUUGUGCAGAGGCACAUGAAAGUGAGUGCAUGUUUA
This is a messenger RNA of Coturnix japonica (Japanese quail), 1830 nucleotides long. RefSeq names its product dorsal root ganglia homeobox (gene DRGX). NCBI's taxonomy places the organism in Eukaryota, Metazoa, Chordata, Aves, Galliformes, Phasianidae. Gene Ontology annotation, biological process: regulation of transcription by RNA polymerase II. The record is from RefSeq and is a predicted model, not a curated record. Gene Ontology annotation, molecular function: DNA-binding transcription factor activity, RNA polymerase II-specific; RNA polymerase II transcription regulatory region sequence-specific DNA binding.